Molecule: messenger RNA, 3302 nt
Organism: Zophobas morio
Lineage: Eukaryota; Metazoa; Arthropoda; Insecta; Coleoptera; Tenebrionidae
Product: anamorsin homolog
Exons: 4
Coding region: 117-830 (237 amino acids)
Biological process (GO): iron-sulfur cluster assembly
Cellular component (GO): cytoplasm
Molecular function (GO): iron-sulfur cluster binding
Source: RefSeq, a predicted model, not a curated record
ACCCGAAAACGAAUUCGUAAUAAAGUUGGUUCGCUUUUUUCGCUUUACGUUGGUAGCCAUAUCUGUCAUUCCUGUCAUUGUCAUUUGCAAAUGACAAAAUUAAGUACAAAAUAACAAUGUCUGCAACAACACCUGAAAAAAAGAAGAGACUUCUAAUUAUCUACGACGACCGAAUCUACGAUGAGCCCCCACAAUCCCCAAUAAGCGAAACCCUCACCUUGAAGCAAAUAUCAGAUCUCAAACAGCACGAAACCAAAACAGUAUUGCUUCGUAUACCAGAAGAAAAACUCACAGACUGUGUCCUAAAGCGAGUUUUCUCAACAAGCAAACUCGGAGGUAAAGUCGUUGCCACUUGUAUCGAAAAAGGUGUGGAUGAUGUUGUAUUUAAUCUAAAAGUGGCGGGUUUUGUUAAUGUGGAAGUGAAGACAACAAACUCGGGCACAAAUGUGUUUGGUUUUAAACCAACAUACGAGAUUGGAAUUUGCACUAGACUACGGAAACGCAAACAUAGAGACUGGAUAAAUCUUGCGAACCAAGAGCUUGAUGAAGUAUCUGAUCCAGAUGAUUUGCUUGAUGAGAAAGAUUUUAAGAAGCCUGAAUCAGCGGCACUGCAGUGUGGUACCACUGAAAAGCCUAAAGCUUUGAAGAGGUACAUUUGUGGGCCUGCUGAAGAGGUGACAAAGGAAGUGCAGAAAUUACCCCGUGGGAUGAGGUCAUCAUGUGGAAAUUGUUUUCUGGCGGAUGCAUUUUAUCGCGCUGGUUGUCGUCAGAGGGGGUUGCCAGGUAAUAAGCCUGGCAAAAAUAUUCCGGUGAUUGGUUUUCAACUAUAGAAGACAUUUAGAUAAGUCGGGUAUAGUAGUUCUGGUGAGAGAUUGGGAUUUCUUACCAGUUGACAUGUAAGUUGGCAGCAACCUAACACUAUAAAAUCCACUGAAAUUCCUACUCUCUCACUCACAGCUGGCUGUCACUGUCUCUGUUACAAACGUAAAACUACUGAAAGUUCCAUUGCUAAGGUUAGGCCACUUUUCUGACUCUCACCUACAGUGCUUCUUUAAGGUACGCGUCCACUUGAGAGGGCGCUUGCCAGAAAUAAUUCCAAGAUCAGCCCAUAAAGCCAUGGUCGGGCCUGCGCUUUUACCUGGUUUCUCCGAGUUUGUGAGCGACUCUGACAAUACGAACGCGUUUCGUUGUGCGCCAAUGGUCUCCGAUAAGUCUGUUUUACGUAUAUUUUUUUUGUAGUAACUCAAUUAAUUGCAAUAAUUGACCUCUGAAAUUUAAAAUGACAACUUAAGACUAAAGAUGGCAUAAAAUCAAAACCAGAACUCUCGUGAGAGUUGCUCUCCAGAGGACACCGUAAAGAUUAAUGUUCCAGGAAAUAUUUGAAACAAUUUUCAGUAGAAGACAGAGGUAUAAUGAUAGUAGUCAUCGUUUUUUGUUAUUAAGAGACAGUUUUGUAACAAAAAAAAACAUCAACUCGAAGCCAGGAAUUCAUUUUCCUAUCGUAAAAUUAUGGCUCCUAAACGAAACUCUCCACAAAAAUUCCCGAGUAUUGUAAAACUUAUGUUUUGUAGCGUUUAAGAUUAGAGUGAUUUUGGGGUUUCAAAUUUCGCGCGGAUGGUACACUUUUCUUCGCGUAGAUUUAGUGACUUUUCUGUCACGCAAUCGCUCACCGUACGCAGUAUACUGGUUUGCUUUGUGUAUUUUGUAUAUUAAAUUUGUAUUCACGUGGCGUUGGUGUUUUUGUAAAAAAAUUUGGUUGGCAAUUCUGAGUUGUUGGCAGCAAUGUUAGUUCACAGGUGUGUCAACUUUGACAGAUGGAUCAUAACCAAUGAAAAGCUGUCCAAAACUUGAAUUGUUGCCAACCCGACAAAAAAAUCACAUUAAUAGUCACGCGGUAGUCAAAAUUUUGGCUUAUUCUUGAAAAAUCCGGUUAUAAUAUGUUUUGGCAACAGCAGAAAUAAAAGUACACCCAUGAAGGCAAUAUUUAAUUGAUUCACAUCUCCCUUAAACUAUAUAAAUAUUCUAUCCAUAAUAAAAGCAUCAAAUAAAUUAAUCAAUGUAAAAUAUCACGAGAAACAUAAGACCAGUUGAGGAUCUUCCUAAACCUCAUCAAGUUUGAGGAACGAAUGAAUAAACCAAUUUUGCUUAAUAUUCUAUAGCUCAUGUUGAUGUACGUCCAGGAUCCAUAUUACGCCCGGUGUUGUUUUUGAUUUACAUCAAUGACUUACCGUACCUGAUUCUUUAUAUAAAAAGCAGUCUGGUAAAAUUUAAAAAAAACUUUGUUUGAACAAUGGCAUUGAAUAUCAAAACAAAAAAUUGUUUUGAGUUCUUUUAAGCAAGUCGUUACGUUAUCGGAAUAAAGUUGUAUUAAAAAACGGAUAAACAACCCGGAGGUAAUUCCACAUUUCCCGACAUUUUACCUCACAGAAUAAUUCCACCUUCUGAUAGUAGAUAAUAAGUCAACUCUCACUAAAACAACGAAUUCAAGCAGCGGCCAACUGGAACGUGACAAGGAAGAGCUCUCAGUCUCCCAUUAUUCACGCUUUUUUGCAGCCGAUCACCACGUCAGAACAACUCUCAUCAGUCAUCUCGUGCGCCGCAACUGACAUUCAACUGAAUUUCAAAUUAAAUCACAAAAUAGUGUGCAAAUGUGUGUAAACUAUGUGCCUAACAUAUAUGUUGGAAGAUAUAAAAUACAAGAAAAAUCCUGUAUAGUUUGCUCUGUGCACAACACGUGGACUCAUGACAAAGACUAGUAGAAGAAAUUUUGUAUCAUAUAUCGUGCAAUUUUCAUACCUAUCGAGAUUACGUUCGACUGUACCUCUUCGUUCUGUUGAAUUUUUGAUGUUGUAAUCAUCUUUUUUGUACAUUUUAGGUGAGAUGUAAUUCGACUACGUAUAUGUUGUAAGACUCUAGGGCAUGUUCAUUUAGAGUUUUUGAAAAUGUUCAUAUCAUUUUUCUGUAAUCGUAACCAUUGCAGCUACAUUUUAUGAGCAGCCAUCCUGAGAAAAUUUUUACUUAAUUUUUUUUGUCCACAUCUUUGAAUCUCAUUAUUUUAGGAUCUCCUCUUUAUGAGUUUUUAUAUCUAUUUACAACCAUAUGUUACAUCUAUUUUUUAUGUAUUUCAAUGUGUGAUACUCAAUAGAUUUCUAAAAAUGUAUCUACGUACAUACAUUAGGUUAUAAACGUUGUUUAUAUUCAUUAUUUGCGACAAGUUGUUUAUAUUUUGUAAUAAAUCAUGACCGUUGUAGCACAGGAAUGAAUGAAAUGAGAUUUUGAUGAAAAUAAAGUUCUAGAUUUUA